AUGAAGCUAAAAACCUCCAUCUCCUUCAACCGGUCCUCUCCUCUGGACAUUCUCCGGGUUAUCAUUCUAAAAAUCCCAGUUCUUCCCCCAAAUCCAGAGAGGAGGGCGCUGCAGUGAGCCGCUCCAGCCGGUAGGGGGCAGUGCAGCAGGAGGUCAGGUCGCCAAGCGGGUGUUGCUAUAGGCGACGGCGUUGCCCAACUCCAAGAUGGCGGCGGCGCGGCCUCGUCCGCCCAUUGGGGAGUGGGCGGAAGCAUGCAGCAGGCGGCGACGUGGGGCUGGCGGCUUGCGCGGCUGGUCCGAACCUCGGUCCAAGGCACUGGUCCGGGAUCACUUCAAGGAUGCAUUCGAGACGGCAUCGGGAAGAAGCGGCUGUGGCCCGGUCCGGUGGGCGGGCUGCGAUGCUGGCGGCGCCCAUUGAGUUCCGGCCCAGAGUCCGGGUCGGAGUCCGGGUCCGCGGCAGCGCUGGGCCGGGUACAGGCCUCACACUACCAGCUGGUCUUCACUUGCAAGGUCUGUUGGACGAGGUCAACUAAAAGGAUCUCCAAGCUUGCCUAUCAUAAUGGCGUUGUGAUUGUGACCUGUCCCAGCUGCCAGAACCACCACGUCAUUGCUGAUAACUUGGGCUGGUUUUCAGACCUGGAGGGGAAGAAGAACAUUGAAGAAAUCCUGGCAGCUCGAGGGGAGAAGGUGAGGCGCAUGACUGGCCAGGAGAUUCUUGAAGUUGUUUCGGAGACUGAGGCUGGACCCCAAUCUGCUUCUCCCUCAGAGGGGGAGAGCACCUCCGAUUCUGCAGAUGCCACAAGAAAGGACCCAACCUGAUCCAGAGGAAGUGUUGGCUUUUUUCCGUUUUUGUGCUGAAAAAGAAAGGAAUCUUGGCUUGGGAUUGUCUUUGUUUUUAUAAACAAAAAUGAAUCAUCUUCAAAUUCCAGUGUCCAGUGUCCAUUUUGACAUGUCAUAAGCUGUUAGACUCAGCUCUUAGAACUCUGAGAAGGUUCUUAGGCCUUGGGCACCCUCCACACUGGCCUGUAUGGGCCACAGGGCACUCAGGUCACACAUCUCUGCCUUCUUCAUAGUAAUCAGAAUAAGGCUGGGAUGCAUUUGUGUAGUUCAGGAAAUAGCAUCUUGCCAAAGGUGGGGGAUGAGAGGGGAGGUGUUCUGGCCUGACCCCUUUUUAUUUCAGGCACCAGGAGGUUAGUGUGUCUAGUGGUCAAACAUCCAGAGGGAGCUGAGGUCCCAGCCUGAGUGAUUUUGUCUAAAACUUCUCUGUCCCCUUUUUUAUUUCCUGUACCCCUUGUUUCCAUGGGUUAAGGGCCUGAUUUGGGUUAACAAGGAUCCUCUUUCAUUGUUAUUAUUGAUGUGAAUAAAGUAGCCUUUAUUAAGUGC
Dromiciops gliroides (monito del monte) is the source of this 1383-nucleotide messenger RNA. It is a transcript of the gene DNLZ, whose product is annotated as DNL-type zinc finger. Gene Ontology annotation, biological process: protein folding; protein import into mitochondrial matrix; protein stabilization. Gene Ontology annotation, cellular component: mitochondrion. NCBI's taxonomy places the organism in Eukaryota, Metazoa, Chordata, Mammalia, Microbiotheria, Microbiotheriidae. The record is from RefSeq and is a predicted model, not a curated record. The transcript is spliced from 4 exons. Gene Ontology annotation, molecular function: protein-folding chaperone binding; zinc ion binding.